Molecule: messenger RNA, 3279 nt
Organism: Orbicella faveolata
Lineage: Eukaryota; Metazoa; Cnidaria; Anthozoa; Scleractinia; Merulinidae
Product: AH receptor-interacting protein-like
Molecular function (GO): protein binding; peptidyl-prolyl cis-trans isomerase activity
Source: RefSeq, a predicted model, not a curated record
UUUUUGGUUUUGUUUUGCUUUUUUUCAUUUCGGCUUGAUUGAGUGAGCCGAUUUCGAUUUGGAAUCGGAUUUAAGCUCGGUGAGUGAAAACUGCAGCUGAUAGGGGAAUAAAUAAUUAAUUCAAACUUAUAGUGCUUUAAUACAACAGUAUUAACAACAGUAAAUCAGCGCUCCGCAUUUUACUUACUAAUGGAUCAUACAGUAAUCAAGAACUGAAACAUAAUUAGAGACGACAGAUCAAUUUACUUUUAAAUACGUCAGCGGCUUCAUGGGGAGAUUUCAAAGGGAUAGCUUUGUCUGAACCGGAAAAAAACUAUCGCUUCUCUUCUUUUUUUCUUUUUCAUAAAAUCUCAAAUUUAUCUCUUCGGUGACAGAAAUGUCACACUGUAGUCAUAUUGACUGCAUGAAACAGCGCCUAAAAGUUUGUUGAUAAUUCCAAUUCCGGUUAAGACGUUUCUACGACCUUCUAUACCAGUGGCUCAAGUGAUUUCUAAUGGCCCCAAGUUUCCCAACUAAAGUGAGCUUUUGAUUAGCGACCGGCCUUUAAUAGAGUUCACUGAGAGCUGUAGGGAAAGCUCUUUUCUAGCCUGCGAUCAAGCGUUCUUUUCUUACCCUUCCCCGCGAGCUUCUUCUUCUAAAAAAAAAAGUAAUAAACGCCUGAUUUAGCCCUUUUCCUGCGCGGAGAAUGGUUACUGAUACCCAGUCUCUCUCGGUUAUCUACACAGGUGCGCUGUCAAAAUGGCGAGAGCGAACAAGCUAAAAUCUCAAGCUUUGAUCACAAAAAACGUUCUUUACGCUGGAGAAGGGGAAAUACCAUUAUUUGAACACGGAUCUAAGGCUACUUUUCAUUUCAAAACGUUCAAAAACGAUGAGGACAAGACGCCGAUAGACUGCAGUCGUGAUCUUGGACAGCCCUUUGAGCUCCUUAUCGGGAAGAAAUUCAAGCUGGAAGUUUGGGAGGAACUUAUAAAAACAAUGAGAGAAAAAGAAAUCGCUCGUUUCACUUGUGAUAAAUCGCUUGUAGGAGGCUAUGCAAUAGUUUCCAAGAGUCUCCGUACAGUUGCAAAGAAAGCAAAAGGAGAAUUAACAGAAGAACAUAAUCAUCAUGAACAUUCUUGCAGUUUGUCUGCCAUGAAAUCAACUGGUUAUCCAGACUUAGACGACUUGCUUGUCAAUGAACAAGAUCUUAUCUUUGAAAUAGAACUUUUAAAAUAUGAGAAACCUGGUGAGUUCCAGAAGGAAACUUGGCAGAUGGAUGCUGAUGAGAAAUUGUCCAAUGUACCAAGCUUAAAAGAAGCUGGAAAUAGACUAUAUCAACAGAAAAGGUACAAAGAAGCUGCAGAAAAGUAUGCCGAGGCAUUGGGUUGCUUGGAACAGCUUUGUCUGCAUGAAAAACCUGGUGACACACCUUGGCUUAACCUUGACAGAAUGAAAAUUCCUUUCUUAUUGAACUAUGCUCAGUGUAAGCUUUUUCUUGGUGAUUACUAUGAAGUUAUUGAGCAUACAACGACAGUGCUUGAAAAAGAUAAAGACAAUGUCAAGGCUUUAUAUCGACGUGCCAAGGCUCAUGUGAAAUGUUGGAAUCCUAAGGAAGCCAGAGAGGAUUUCAAUAGAGUAGCAGUUCUUGAUCCAUCACUCACAAAAAUUGUCAAGAAAGAGCUUGUAGAACUAGAAAGGCUUGCCAAAGAACAUGAUGCAGAAGACAGAGAUAGAUUGAAAACACUUUUCAAGUAGCCCUUUGUAAAGCUAAGCUAUCUCAAAUGUUCAUUGUCAGUGGUAACUAAAGAAUCAUGAAUUUCCAUAAAAGUAUGGAUUUGUUACCUGGUGAAGCUAUCAGAACUUUUAAAAAUCAUUAACUUUAUUGUGUUUAAAACAGAGUAAUAACUUAGCUGUACUUUAUAAAACUCAGUACUUUAAUUUAUUUACAUGUACAAAAUGUGGAAUUAAGCCCGCCCACAUCAUUAGAUGCAAUGGGAGCUUUCUAUUUAAGUCAAACAAAGCCAGUGUUUGUUUCCUUUUUAUUCGCCAUCUACUAUAUACUGGCAGAAGCAUAUCACCUCUGCAAGGUGUUAAGCUUCUGAUACUGGUAAUUACUAUAAGAUUAGCAAAAUAUUAUAACGUGUAUUUGUCUCAAAAAGCUCAGUAGAAAAGAUAGCAAAACUUGCUGCCACAUUAUUAUAGCAAUUAUAGCAUAACUGGUUGAAACAAAAGUGCAUAUUUUCCACUUUUAAUAGAAAUGAGAAGAUACCUAGGGUGCUUAUUAGGUUGCAUUUGCUCGCUUUCUCACCCCACUUCUUUAAUCUCUACUUAAUAUAAUUAUCUUUACCUUGCUAAUCCAGCAAUGGUGGUCAGCGGGGUGCUCAGGUGACACAUUUACAGUGAAGGACGAUGAAAGGAUAUAGACCUCGCACUCACAUGUCUGGUACAUAACCACGGCAGCAAUUAAAGAACUGUAUUUGUUUAUUAUUUACUCUUGCCCCAACUUUAACACAACUAAACUUUAUUUGUUCACCCUCUCCCUCAGAAUACUUGCUGUGCAGGCUAGUGGGACCAUUAAUGGGGACAAAGCAAACGAUGAGAUCCCACAUUAUGCUCAGUAACAAUCCUGCAAGCAAAGGAACAUGAGUCUCGCCACAGAUUUCUUCUUUUUUCUUGUGGCAAAUGAUAGUUUUUAGGCUUUCUACAGAAAAACCCUAAUUACAGUUAUUGUUUUCUUUUUUUGUUUGUAGGGAGGGGGGAGGGAGAGCUGGCCUUGCUCAAGGAACCUGCCCUGGUUAUCAGAGCCUAAACCAAAGCAUGAUACAGUUUAUAGAACUGUGCAUGAAGAAGCUACUUGUAUACUGCUUUGAUUUUAUUACUAGUAAAUUAGACUGUUCACAGUCUCUCUAUUAUUCAUCACAUGCAAAAGAAAAAGCAAGCUAAGCAAGUGAGAAGCACAAGGGGGUAGGGGCAGGGAAGCAAGCCACCCCCUCCUUCCUCAAGUCUCUCUCAUUUUACACUGGCAUCCAGUUCUCUCACGAUUCUAUCUGCCUGCUCAGUGAUCGAAUUAAAAUAUGAGAUAAUAGAGGGCUGUGAACAGUCUAUAAUUUUCUUAAUAUGUUGGUUAUGGCAGGAGCCCUGGUUAUGAGCAUUUUAAUGAAGCAGAAAAAGAUUGGCUGAAUGUUUUAUUUUUCACCCAAAUUAUUCUAAUUUCAUUUAUUGCUCAUAAUUUGUGUCUAAAACUUGUGAAGGGUAACCUGCUAGCCACAAAAGUAAGUGUACAGAGAGAUAUUCCAAGAU